AUGGCAACAAACACCUGUUCCCCUCCUCCUUUUCGCCCAGCCUUGUCCGCCAGAGCGUCGAUAACCUCCCGAACAAGCAGCAUCCCGAGCACUCCUCUCGACGAAAUACCGGAGAAAUUGUGGCCACGAGUCCUCCGCACAACUACUGCCACUGAGACGAGUAACCCCGAGCUUUCUAUUGAAGAGAUUACUUCCACAAGAUUGUCUCUCGACGACCAGGCCAUCCUGACAAGUUUGCCUGGGGAGGGUAGUCGAAAAGAGGCACGAUCCCGCAAGUUUGUCAUGAGGAUGGCAUUUGGUGGCAUACUAGGAGAGAAUAAUGACCGAUUCAAGAAAAUGACACAGAGGUUGAAAAAAAUACCAAAUGGCUUCUUUACGCGCAAAGAACGAGAGUCGCUAGAAACAUCGUCAGAUUCGUCAAGUCAUUCGCAACACGUCUCCAGGCCAUCGCUGCCACAAUUGGACCUCACAGCAGAUAUCUGUGUCCAGGACCCCUGCGCGUCGUCAAACGGGGAAGAUUGUGGCGAGGGCAAGGCGAACGCACCUUUGAUGGACUACGACUGCAAGCUCAAGGAAUCAGAUUCAUGCCUGGAAGAGAUGGCAAAGAUCUCCUCUCUUAUUCGCAGAGAUCUUCAUGAAGUUACAAUUAAAGACAGUAUUACGCCGUCUUCAGGUUCUGGAAACCCCCAGCGUUUACCUCGUCACUUCACGCAUGCCCCUACUUAUACCUACGCCGCCUCCACUUCGACGGUCAACUCGAUUCACGUCGCCGAAGAUCGCUUGCUGCAUGGCCCACGCUCGUUGAAGGCAUUCUCUCGUCAGGGUCUCACGAGGGCCUCUUCCAUUGGGAGCGUGGAAGAGAUGCGCAGUCACGCCUUUGGAAGCCGAAGAGUCAGUCGACCUAGCUUGUCUAGUGGAUCGGCCAGGCACAACUCUGCCCCAAGCAUCGGCCGGACAUCGCAAUCGACCUCUCGCCCUGUCACUCACGCAGGAUCAAUCUCAUCCGUAAGCGCUACGAUAGUCCCUCCACGGAGACCAGUGGUGUACAUGGACGCGCCCAGCUCGUCUUCUGAAGUCAUCUGGAAUGGCCAUGACUCGAAGAAGCGCCCCUCUGCAUCCUCUACAGCGCGGCCCGUGUCCAAAGGGGCUUCCGUUCGAAGCAGCCAAGAGGAUCACGCGAGUUUAUCUUCAAACGUGGCUCCGGAGGUCGAACUCGGGUUGGGGGAGUUGCCUGGUUGCUGA
Molecule: messenger RNA, 1242 nt
Organism: Fonsecaea erecta
Lineage: Eukaryota; Fungi; Ascomycota; Eurotiomycetes; Chaetothyriales; Herpotrichiellaceae
Exons: 5
Coding region: 1-1242 (413 amino acids)
Source: RefSeq, a predicted model, not a curated record